Molecule: messenger RNA, 3685 nt
Organism: Fragaria vesca subsp. vesca
Lineage: Eukaryota; Viridiplantae; Streptophyta; Magnoliopsida; Rosales; Rosaceae
Product: protein SUPPRESSOR OF PHYA-105 1-like
Exons: 8
Coding region: 467-3340 (957 amino acids)
Biological process (GO): protein phosphorylation; photomorphogenesis
Molecular function (GO): protein kinase activity; ATP binding; protein binding
Source: RefSeq, a predicted model, not a curated record
CCAAAACCAAACUGAAAAUAUAUACAUAAAGCUUAAUAACUGAUAUUGAAAUGGCAGAAAGCUUGAAACUUUUCUAUAUAGAGGGUCAUCAAAUAAAUUGAAAAAGAAAAAAGAACAGAAAAAACUUGAGACAUUGAUAAGACACUUGAUCUUAUAAUGCUUCACAGUUUCAGUUUGGAGGGAGAACUCAAAGAAGUUUAAUUGAUGUUUCAGCCAAGUCUUUUCAUGGGUUCUCUGUUCUGAGCUUGUUGGGUGUUUGGAGGCUUUGCUUGUCAUGGUUACAGUGUCUGGUGCUUGUUUCAAUGGUCAGUUUUCCAUAGUUUACUCAUAUUGAUUGAAUGAAGUGCAAAAAUAGUAUAGAGUUCCAUAGAUAUAAUGGCAGCAAAUGUGGUGAAGAAUUGUGGAACUUGAAUGAAACGAUUGUGAUCUCAAACUGGAGGGUAAUACACUGCUGGGGUUACCAGCAAUGCGCACAUUGGCAGGUAGUAAUUGGCCAGAAAGCUUGACCAAUAAUUGUAGUUCUAAUAUGGAGGACAAGGAUUUGAGUUCUGGAUAUGAGGCACUUCGUAAAAGUCCCCAUUCCAUAACUGGCAUUGCCCCUGCUGCUAAAGAGUUAAAAUUGAAAAAUCCAAGGAAACCAAACUCAGCUGAUUAUAGUCAGGGAGGAAGUGGAUUUAGAAGUAAGGAUUCACAUGGUGAUUCUGUGUCAGAAGAUAAUGAUCAGAUAUUGCUGAGAGUUAGACGUGAGCUUAGAGAAAUGCAUUCUAGCGUUCGAAGUCUGAAGCCUUCUUCAAGCAAUUCCUCUGAGCAAGACACUGAUAAAAUGUUGGCAUAUGUAAGGGCUAGGAACAGCAAGAUCAUCUCAAGCAAUAUGCUAAGUAUUGCCAAAAAGCAGCUGAAAAUCCAUUCUACUAAUAGCCAUCUUCAAUCUCUUGUGAAGGAAACAUCGAAGGGAAAGGGUAUCAGUAAAAUUUCAGUUAUGGACCAGAAGGUAUCUUGCGGUACAAGGAUGAAAUCAUUUAUGCAAAAUGGUCAGCAUUCUUCAGUUGUCCUUGAUAGGUCUGGUCCAGAAUCUGUCAGUACUGGGAUUUGCCUGAGGGAGUGGCUUGAACCUGGUUGUCACAAGGUAGAUAGAGCUGAAAGACUGCUCAUAUUUAGGCAGAUUGUGGAGUUGGUGGAUUUUGCACAUUGUCAAGGUGUUGCCUUGCAAGAGUUGCGGCCAUCACGCUUCAUUUUAUUGCCAUCAAAUGUUAUUAAAUAUACUGGAGCCAUCAUACGAUCAGAUAGUAUCGUGAACCGAGAUUUGAGUAAGAAGAGGCUAUUAGAGCAAGGGGACUGUGCUGGACGUAAUGUAGGUGGAAAACAGCAAAAACUGAGUGAUAAGAUGAUAACCACGAGUGGUGGCUCUGGGACUAAAGAACGUACUGAGAAGGAGUUCUGCAUAGAUCCUGAAGAUUCUGGGUAUGGUGAACUCCAGUUCCAGAAUACAUUACUUUUACCCAAACAACAAACCAUUUCUGCAACAGUUCAUUUGGAAGAGACGUGGUAUACUAGCCCAGAGGAUCUCAGUGAGAUAGGCUGUACACUUUCAUCAAAUGUCUAUGGCCUCGGCAUUCUUCUUUUUGAGUUGUUGUGCUGCUGUGAAUCUUGGGAGGUGCAUUCUGCAGUGAUGUCGGAUUUGUACCAUCGAAUCCUACCACCAUAUUUUCUUUCACGAAGUCCAAAGGAAGCUGGCUUCUGCUUUUGGCUUCUCCAUCCUGAACCUUUAUCUCGUCCAACAUCCAGAGAAAUCUUGCAGUCUGAACUCUUAGGUGGACACCAAGAAGCGUAUUGUUGUGAUGAUUUCUCAAAUUUUAAUGAUGAUCUUGAUGCAGAAUCUGAGUUGCGCAGUUUUCUUCUCUCAUUAAAGGACAGGAAGCAUGGGCAUGCCUCUAAGUUAAUCGAAGAUAUAAGAUGCUUAGAAGAAGAUAUAAGCAAGUUUACGACGAGGGACUUGUCAGGGGCAUCCUCAGAUUAUUUCAGGGCACCCGAUCAGCUUUCCUGUCAAAGAGAACAGGGAUUUUGUCUGGAAGAGCCUGUACGUUCCGGUGCUUCGUCUAGACUAUUCUCAGAUUCAGACAUGAAUGAGGCACAAAUGAUGAAAAGUAUCAGUCAGCUAGACGGUGCCUACUUCUCCGCAAGAUCCCAAAUGCUGGUAACGGAAACUGCUUCUGCAGCAGAAUCUAAUAAGGACUUGUUAGACAAGCGAGAUAAUGUGCGAAAUGAUUCUCAAGAUUUAAGCAUCAAUAAGAAAUCAGGUGAUCCCCUUGGGGCCUUUUUCAAUGGCCUCUCCAAGUAUGCUUGCCACAAAAAGUUUAAAGAAUGUGGGACACUAAGGAAUGCAGAUCUUCACAACUCUUCCAGUGCAAUCUGCUCUUUAAGUUUCGACCGUGAUGAGGACUAUAUUGCUACAGCCGGAGUAUCAAAGAAAAUCAAAAUCUUUGAUUUUGGUGCCCUUGUAGACAACUGUUUAGACAUCUAUUAUCCUUCAGUUGAGAUGUCGAACAAUUCUAGGCUGAGCUCUGUUUGCUGGAACAACUACUUUAGGAGCUAUCUCGCAUCAUCAGAUUAUGAUGGAGUGGUAAAGAUAUGGGAUGCAAACACCGGUCAAGGAAUUUGUCAGCAUAAAGAACACCAAAGGAGGGCUUGGUCUGUCGACUUUUCUCAAGCUGACCCAACAAAGUUUGCUAGUGGAAGUGAUGACUUUUCAGUGAGAUUGUGGGAUGUUAAAGAGGAAAAUUCAAUAAACACGAUCUGGAACCCUGCUAAUGUCUGCUUUGUUCAGUUCUCCGCUUACUCUUCUCAUCUCUUAAUUCUUGGAUGUGCUGAUUACAAGGUCUACGGCUAUGAUCUUCGGCAUACUAAAUUGCCUUGGUGUACUUUACCGGGUCAUGCAAAAGCUGUUAGCUAUGUCAGGUGUGUAGAUAAAGAAACUCUAGUUUCCGCUUCGACAGACAACACUCUGAAGCUUUGGGAUCUUAACAAAUCUAGUUCAACCGGGUUGUCUUCCAAUGCGUGCAGCUUAACUUUUAGUGGUCAUACUAAUGAGAAGAAUUUUGUAGGUUUAUCUGUUUUUGAUGGAUACAUAGCAUGCGGUUCAGAAACUAACGAGGUUUAUAGUUAUCACAGAAGUCUACCCAUUCCAAUCACUUCUCACAAAUUUGGAUCUAUUGAUCCUGUCCCUAGAAGGGAGGUUGGUGAUAGUGGACCGUAUGUCUCAAGUGUCUGUUGGCGAAGAAAGUCUAACACACUUGUUGCUGCCAACUCAAGUGGAACAAUGAAAUUAUUGCAGAUAGUUUGAGUAAAAGCUUGCCUUCUCUAGAUCAUUAAAUGAACCUGUUGUCUGCGGAAGCUUUGUCUAUCCUAUCCUCGUGGAGUGCAAAUAUGAACGGGAAGCAUGAAAUUGUCAUGUUGAAGACACAUUGUCAAGAGAAGUUCAACAGAGCCAGCACUGUUUGUUCUGGGUGUACAGAGAAAUAAUUUACCUUCAAAUGUGGCAGUUAAACGUCAUGCUGGAGUCUAGUUACUCCUGAAGCUGAUAGCUGAAGUAAGUUUCGGGCUUGGUUUAUUAGUUCCAAAAGUUGGAUUUCUUGUUUGAAAAUAUAUUUGAGUAGGGCUGAAUGGUAGUGGCCGGAAUUCAGAUAGA